Drosophila guanche is the source of this 1963-nucleotide messenger RNA. RefSeq names its product V-type proton ATPase subunit E (gene Vha26). Gene Ontology annotation, cellular component: proton-transporting two-sector ATPase complex, catalytic domain. The transcript has 5 exons. Lineage: Eukaryota; Metazoa; Arthropoda; Insecta; Diptera; Drosophilidae. Bases 175 to 855 code for a protein of 226 amino acids. The record is from RefSeq and is a predicted model, not a curated record. Gene Ontology annotation, biological process: proton transmembrane transport. Gene Ontology annotation, molecular function: proton-transporting ATPase activity, rotational mechanism.
AUACAUCUCUACUUGCAGGCAAAGGGUCACACUCUAAAAUCAUAUGAUCGAUUUGCAGUGAAAAUUUUUCAGACAGACGUCGGGCAGAAGGCAAAAAAGCACGGUUACACGUGGAUUUCUUUGGAACAGUUGAAUUUCUUUUCGGUUUCGUGCAAGUGAAAAAAAUCAGUCAAGAUGGCAUUGAGCGACGCUGAUGUACAGAAACAGAUCAAACACAUGAUGGCGUUCAUUGAGCAGGAAGCCAAUGAAAAAGCCGAGGAGAUCGAUGCCAAAGCCGAGGAGGAGUUCAACAUUGAGAAGGGACGCCUCGUGCAACAGCAGCGUCUCAAGAUCAUGGAGUACUACGAGAAGAAGGAGAAACAGGUGGAACUCCAGAAGAAAAUCCAGUCAUCCAACAUGCUCAACCAAGCUCGCUUGAAGGUACUGAAAGUGCGCGAGGAUCAUGUGAGCAAUGUCCUGGAUGAUGCCCGCAAACGUCUGGGCGAGGUCACCAAGAACGAGGGCGAAUACAAGGCCGUCGUGACCAAGCUGAUUGUCCAGGGCCUCUUCCAGGUGAUGGAGCCCAAGGUGACACUGCGUUGCCGCCAGGUCGAUGUGUCGCUGAUCCGCGACAUUCUGCCCCAAGCUGUCGAACAGUACAAAGCCCAAAUGAAGCAGAAUGUCGAUCUCAUCAUUGACGAGACAAACUUCCUCUCUGCUGAUACCUGCGGUGGUGUAGAGCUGUUGGCCCUCAACGGACGCAUUAAGGUGCCCAACACGCUGGAGUCCAGAUUAGAGUUGAUCUCCCAGCAGCUUGUGCCAGAGAUCCGUAACGCCCUGUUCGGCCGCAAUGUCAACCGUAAAUUCACCGACUAAAUUGUUAAGUGCAUGCAGAAGAUGAACAAGAAGAAGAAACCAACAACCAAUAAUACCAGCAGGAAAAGUUCAAGAUUAAUAUAAAACUCCACCCACAGCAAAACAAAAAAUCAACGUAAAACUCAUCCUCAUGUCAGGCCAUAGCCAGGUCUGGUGUCUAUGUAGGGAUUGUAUUCAAUUAUAAAUUAUAUUGCCGUUGUCUUUGUAUAGUUCUGAUUGAUCCUGAAACAAUCACACACUCAAGAGCCCCCUCCCCCGGCCCGUUUCGGUCUUCAGUUAUAUGAGAUAUCCAUACACCCACACCAUUUGCAUAUGUAUAUGUAUGCCAAUAAUUACUAUAUACAUAUAUAAAUAUUUUAGGCAUACACAAAAUCCUAUCAGCAUACGAAAAGAAAGAAAAGAAAAGCAAAAAGUGCAUUGUAAUACGAGUUUGUUAAAGUUUGUUCGUUUAUUUUUUAAACCUAAAUGUAUAUUUGCUGAACCACAGGCGCAUACACUUGAAAUAUUUUUUUGCAUACAUUCCUGUCCUUUGAUUUAUUCGUUUUCAACCCUCCCCUUGUUCUUUGCGUUAUUUACUAUAUUAUUGUACAUUAAUUUCUGUCGUCUAUAGUCUUUGUUAAACAAAUGUGUCUAUGUUUGUAAUUAUUCAUGUGCAGCAGUGUGAGGAGAUGCAGUAGCAGCAGCAGCAGCAGCAGUCACAGAUGCCACUGGUAGUCUGUGCAAACGUACACUCAGCAUUGUUGCCUGCCGGAGCACCGAAAUGGAUCGGAUAUCGGUCUGAUUUCGCUGAACCGAAGGUGACGUACGCUUGCGCAAUUGCCACUGGCACAGGAUACACGCAAAUAUCAUCAUUAAUCCUCAUUCAAUGUCUGUUGUUGGACACGUAACGAAUACACACAGUUACCAAAAUCAAAAGCAAGCACGCGCACCCAUAAACACAUCCGAAAACCCAACCGAAACUCACUGAUUGAAGUAUUGCCAAGUAUGGCCCAUAAGUAGCUAAAUUUGUUGACCCUCAAAUCCAGCUUCCACUCUACAAAAACCAUUUAAAUAUAUAUAUAUAUAUAUACUUAACUAAAGGAUAACUUAACAAAAACUAUAUAAAAAA